AUGAUACGUUUUGGGCCUUUUUUGAGUUUGUCUCUAAACAUCCUCGUCGACGGCGCAUAUAUCACACUGAAGUAUCCGGUAGACUUCUUUUACGUGAAUGCGGGCAUGAAUGUGCAGCUGCCGAAUUCCCUUGAAGGCCAAGCUCUGUCAAUGAGGUAUAGCUUGGACGAUAUUCGCUGCGAGGACUAUGGGUCAAACUUUGAGCUGGGACAAGUCUUCUCACUGCUGAUUAUUUUCAUGGCCAUGUUCACCGCAGUCUUUGUCAUCCUUGUCAAAUCGAUAAGCGCAUUUCUCCCUGCCGUGUGGGUUUCCAUUUGGAUGGCGGUCAUCAUCUGCUCUGUGGCAACGUCGGCGCCAUGGAAGCCUUUAUGCGACAGAUUUUGCAUCGGCGACCCGUUGCACCAAAUUCCAGAGGGAACCAAAAUCACAAUGCCGUCAGGAGGCCUUGCGCUCUGCCUGAUCUCACUUGUCGGGUGCAAUGUCGUGGUUAUUCUCUCUGUGCUUCUUUAG
Molecule: messenger RNA, 510 nt
Organism: Trypanosoma rangeli
Lineage: Eukaryota; Euglenozoa; Kinetoplastea; Trypanosomatida; Trypanosomatidae
Exons: 1
Coding region: 1-510 (169 amino acids)
Source: RefSeq, a predicted model, not a curated record